CCGAGAACUACUUCCGGGGGUCAUUGCCGUGCAUCGUUUUUUCCCUGAGCUGUUCUAUUUUCAGUUUCAACUUUUAUACAUAUUUACCAACACAAUGUCCCGAGGGUCGAGUGCAGGAUUUGACCGACAUAUUACCAUCUUCUCUCCAGAGGGCAGACUCUACCAAGUCGAAUAUGCAUUCAAGGCUAUCAAUCAAGGUGGCCUUACCUCAUUAGCUAUCCGAGGACAAGACUGUGCAGUUGUCGUCACACAGAAGAAAGUUCCAGACAAGCUUCUUGAUGCCUCCACAGUCACACACCUAUUCAAAAUCACAGAAAACAUUGGCUGUGUCAUGUCCGGAAUGACAGCUGACAGCAAGUCUCAAGUCCAGAGAGCUCGCUACGAAGCAGCCAACUGGAAGUACAAGUACGGCUAUGAGAUCCCAGUGGACAUGCUGUGUAAGAGGAUGGCUGACAUCUCUCAGGUGUACACACAGAACGCUGAGAUGAGACCUCUGGGUUGCUGCAUGAUAGUGAUUGGUGUGGACGAGGAGUGUGGUCCCCAAGUGUAUAAGUGUGACCCUGCAGGAUACUACUGUGGCUUCAAGGCCACCGCUGCUGGGGUCAAACAGACAGAGGCCACCACCUUCCUGGAGAAAAAGGUCAAGAAGAAACUGGACUGGACCUUUGCGCAAACAAUCGAGACUGCGAUAACUUGUUUGUCUACGGUACUGUCCAUUGACUUCAAGCCCUCCGAGCUAGAGAUCGGUGUCAUUACAACGGAAGACCCUAAAUUCAGGAUCCUGACAGAGACCGAGAUCGAUGUCCACCUUGUGUCCCUGUCAGAGCGAGAUUGAGUGUUUCCAUCUGUUCCAGUCUAGAGGGGAGACUACCCUAGAAAUAUGGCAGAGAACACUACCGCUGAUCUUCAGAACAAAAGCGCUGACUUCUUUUUUGCUGUACAUUUACGCUGUUCAAUUAAAGAGAAUGUUUUCGAGAAACUCA
Molecule: messenger RNA, 983 nt
Organism: Salvelinus fontinalis (brook trout)
Lineage: Eukaryota; Metazoa; Chordata; Actinopteri; Salmoniformes; Salmonidae
Product: proteasome subunit alpha type-6-like
Exons: 7
Coding region: 95-835 (246 amino acids)
Biological process (GO): ubiquitin-dependent protein catabolic process
Cellular component (GO): nucleus; cytosol; proteasome core complex
Source: RefSeq, a predicted model, not a curated record